Messenger RNA from Aspergillus lentulus, 762 nucleotides. RefSeq names its product protein AIM2. The record is from RefSeq and is a predicted model, not a curated record. NCBI's taxonomy places the organism in Eukaryota, Fungi, Ascomycota, Eurotiomycetes, Eurotiales, Aspergillaceae. Gene Ontology annotation, molecular function: hydrolase activity.
AUGACAUCCAACACAAUUGGCAGUUGCUGUUUCCAAGGUGUGAAACAUGAAGGCCAGCCUCAUGGCCGAAUCAACACCGUUGGCGAAAUUGAGAUGUACGUUGUUGAGCCCGACUCGGGUUCCAACGGCGUUGGAUUGAUUUUCCUCACGGACAUCAUCGGACACAAGCUCACCAACGCCCAGCUAAUCGCUGAUCAAUUCGCUGCGAACGGAUACACUGUUGUUGUUCCGGAUCUCUUCCACGGCGACCCGGUGCCGCUCAACGUCGACAUGGCGACUUUCAGUCUUCCCGACUGGUUACAGGGUAAACUUAGUGCGAAGAAAAUCCCUCAUACUCCCGAAAUGGUUGACCCUAUCGUGGCUGGGUCGCUCAGGUUUUUGAAGGAAACGUAUAAUCCUAAGAAGGUCGCCGCCGUGGGAUACUGCUUCGGCGCCAAGUAUGUAGUUCGUGGCCUCGGCUCCGGGAUCUUCGACGCCGGCUACGUCGCGCACCCUGCUAUGGUAAGCACAGAGGAGCUAGAGGCGAUCAAUGGUCCGCUUGCUGUUGCAGCAGCUGAGGUGGACGACAUCUUCCCGGCUAACCUCCGACAUGACUGGGAGGCGCUGCUGCUGAAGGUGGGAAUUCCGUAUCAAAUCAACCUGUACUCCGGGGUUAGCCAUGGUUUCGCUGUCCGGUGCGAUCUGAGCGAUAAGAGACAGAAGUAUGCCAAGGAGGCCGCUUUUCUGCUGGCCCUCGAGUGGUUUGAUGAGCAUAUGAAAUAG